UUUAGUAACAGCGUCUCUCCUUGAUAGCCAAUGGAAAACAUCAACAUUGAACCGGAAGCGGAAGUAGUUUAGACCUGCAACGGAGAAAGGGAAGAUAGAAAGAAUCUCUGCACCGAGAGCGAACCGGAGAGUAAGCAGUUCCAAGCAGAUCUGAAUGCAUCAUUUUAAUCUCAUGUUUGGAAUCCAGCAUCCAUGCCCUAUCUGUCAUGCUUACCUGUUUAUACUUCAUAUCAUUACACUAAUGUGCUAAUGAAUGGCUGAAAAGAAUACAUGGCAGACACGGGGUUCAUCGGACACCCUCUCAUAUCCACAGGUUCACAAGGCCAUUCAAGAGCUCAGCAAAGCCUGGGAGACUCUCUCUAACACUAAAGCUACUCUGAGACACAUUGAAAAUAAGCUGGAUGUAGCACCUACAAGCCCUUCUGAGUUUGACCCAGUUAUGGAAACCAAGAGACAGUCGAGUAACGCCACUCGUAAAAUUAGUCGAAAGGAUGGACGGUAUCUGGACUCUGGUGCACGUAUAAGCAAAUUGUCCCAAUCAAACAAAUCCAAAAGAGAAAAGUCAUCUCGCAGCCCCCUUCGUGUUACUACGCUGGAGAGCAAUGUCAAGGCAACCAGCCAUGUUGCAUUCAGAGAACCUUUGGCAUCAUAUAGGGAGGCUCUUAGUGACCCAUCUGCGUUAUCUGAGAGGAGCACUAUGCAGCCAUCAAAUGAAAGAUUUACAGGUGCUCGUGAGGAAAGGGACUUUGAUAGCACACGUUCCUCUGCAAUUGAUGAGACUUCUGUAAGAUACCUAAAUGACCGACCAGCUAUUGAUGCUUUGGAAGAUCGGUUACCUGGUCCUUUCAGCGAUGUUACAGGCUUUGCCUCACUAACAGACCACAGGGGUAUUGGAUCAUUAGACAGUUCUCACCCUGUUCCUUCGUUCAGCCCUUCAAGCCAAAGGCUGGAGACCUUGAAAAGACGUCAGCCUGAUGCCAAACUGGAGAAGCUGAAGGAACGUAUACGCCGACAGUGGGAAGUUUCGGGGGAGAGGGAUGGCAAAGAACGGUUACCUGGGUCAGUAAACUAUACAGAGACUGUUACCUCUGCAAAGACCCGUAAAGUGGCAUCUGCGCCACCUCCACCUGUCUAUCAAGGUUUUAAUCCUCCAGUGACAAAAAUUCGCACACCAGAUGGGAAACUGUGGCAGGAAGAGGAAUUUAACCAUCUCAGUGCACAGCUUUAUGGGAACCUGCUGACUGCUCCCCAAGAAAAACUAUCAAUCAAUGAAAAAUCACAAAUGAAGAGAACAUCCAGGCCGGUUAGAAAAGUGCAGAGAUUUACAGAGACUGGUGGUUCAGGAAGUCCUGAAGGCAAGACAGUCAAGGGACACCUCAUAAGUACGUCGUCCUGGAGAGAGGGUCAGAAGUUGGUGAAACAGAUUCUAGGCCCUGGACCGAAAUUGGAAAAGGAAUCAAAACCUUUACCCAGUGACAGUCAUGUUGACAAAGUGACUUCAUCUGCCAUUAGACAGAUGUCCAAAAGGCAUACGUCCAGUGAGAGACAGAGAGACCAGCGACCCACAUCCAAAGAUGAGCAGCCUGAUAAAAGGACAUCUUCAAGAGAGAGACAGAUUGACAGUCAGACAAAGCCCACAAAAUCAGUCCGGCAAUCUGAAUCUGGUCAUUACAAUGAAAAAUCGUGCAAGGAUCCAACUCCCAGCACAAGCAGUUUGAACAAUAACACAAAGUCGCAUGCACCUCUUGAGGUUGAGUCGACAGAAGUGAAGAAGGAAUUCCUGGCUCAGGAGAUCCGAGGCAUUUUAGAUGAUUUGCAGCUGGAUAGUAGAACUGAUGUGCCAAAGCAGACACAAAAAAGAAGUCAUAGUCCCACAAAAAGGAAGUCUGAAAAGGGAUCUGUCCCAGAGGAGCAGCAAAUAUUAUCAAAGAGGAGACAUUAUGAUACAGAACAGGUACGGCUUUACAUUCUGCGUCAGCAGGAAGAGAGAAAGAAGAGGCAGGCAGAGGAGAGAGAGGCGCAUCGCUUGGCCGAGGAGCAGAAGAACAAGCGAUUACAAGAGCUUUACCAGAAACAGAAAGAGGCUUUUUGUAAAACAAGAAUAGCGAAUACAAUUCAUCGUUUGCAAGUGACGGAAACACAUCAGCCUGUCACCAAUCAGAUGUUGGAAUCCAAUACACACCCAUCUAUUGAAGCCCAUGCCAGGUUGCUUCUGGGACAUACCUGGUCAGAGCCAAUUGCACAAGAAAAGCGGCCUUUAUAUCAGCCCUCUGGUGAAUCUGACAAGGAGAACAAAGGUCAGGAGCGUUCCCUCAGCGCCUCUUCCAGCAGUGAUUUGUCCCUCUCAGAGCCACUUCUCAGGAGCAACUUAAUGGAAACCUAUUGUCGACAAACAGACCAGCUUACCUCAAAGAGCCCAUUACCUCCCACUGUGAAUCAGGCCCCUGGAGGAACAGGAAUUCUCUCUAAGCUACUCACCAUUCCUAUAGAUUUUGAUUCGUUACUGAACUCUAAGAAAAGUGCCACCAGUUUGGUCUCAGACAGGACAGGUCUCCAAGGGAAGCCACCUGCCAACAAUUUCAGGAGUAAUCUGGAUCGCAUUGAGACUCUAAAGGCAACAGCAGUAUCUCUCUCCUCCAGAAUUGAGAGUGAAGCUAAAAAGUUAGCUGGAGGGUCUCUAGGAUUUCAGUCGGCAUGGGACACCGCUCCUGAACCCAAUCCCCAUACUAAACCAGCCUGGAAGAAACCUGACAGUCCUCCUGAGAGAGAGUGUGGAGAAGAUGCUUUCUCAGCCAGGAUACAGAAAAUGCUUAGCACCUGUACAACUCACUUUCCCCCAAAGGACCUUCCUGGAGCCAUCAGUGUAUAUCAGAAACUUCCUGAGGAGUUUCAUCUACAUGCAACUCCCAUAUCUGGAAAAUGUGAGGUUAGAGAGGAAGAACAAUCCAUAAAGAGAGAUGGCAAGAAUGGUCGACCUCCAGAAACCUCUCCUAAAAACAACCUUUCUCAAAACUCUAGUCUCAGCUCAAUCAGUGAGGGGCCCUUGCUGAGUGAUGGGAGUCUGUCUGAGGGUGAUGGGGUGCCUAGUAGAGGAUCUCCCCUUAAUGCAGCUGAAGUACUGAAAAGUAAAGAGUUUUGCAUCAGGGAUGCCAAAUCCUUUGAGCCCAUUGCUGAAUUCCAGAGGGCGGCAGAUAAGUAUGCACCACUACCUUCCUCUAGUAUUGAGUCAAAAGUCAAAGGUCCCUGGGAGGAACUGGCCAAGGGAAGUCCUAACAGCGUCAUAAAUAUCUUCACAAAAUCGUACCAUCUGUAUGGCAAAGUGCUAGAUGGACAAUUAGAGGAAAGUAUAGGAGAAUAUCAAGUACACUCAUCUAUAAACAGCCGCCAUGAUAGUAUCUCCUAUAAAGAUGACUUUACUUCAUUCCCAGCCAGUGAGACGACAUCUGAUACACAUAAAGGCAGCCAAUCAAGCGUGAAUUCCAGUGCUUCCAGCAUAAAGGAGGAACUCCCAAUUGCCAAACAUAGAAGUGAGGUGAUAUCGCCUCAUUCCUCUGGGACUAUAUCUGCAGUUUCAUCUCCUUCAUCCUCAUCCUCACAGCGAGGCAGCAAACAGCGAAAAGGACGGCAAAAUGGUAUCAACCAACUUCCUUUGGAACUUAACCAAGGUUCCUUGGGUUAUGAUCAUAAAGGUCAAGGGAGCAGGUCUCAGUCACUGUCCCCAGGGAGGGAGCUGCCUGUUGUCUCAGAUACAGACAGUACUGUGGGAGAGUUUUCUGCUCAUUCAGUAGCAAGCAGUAUUGUGUCUGAUUCUGGAAAAACUUCAAGAAGCCAUCACCCCAGUGUCAAGGAAACAGUUUCUCAAGUUCCAGUACCACCGGGACACCUGGCAGGAUCUGUACAAGCAGGUUCCAUGAGGUUUUCCCCUGCAGUACUGCAACAGCAUAUGUCAGCAGAGCUAAAUUAUCUUAGUGCCAUGGAGGAGUCAGUGCGCCAGUUGUGUGAUGUGGAGCGGGCACGUGGGAUUUCAUUAGCCCAGCAAGAAACUGUUUCAUUGGCACAGAUCCUGAAGGCGCAACAGCAGCGUCACGAGCAGAACAUGGCUGCACUGAGGCAGCAGGCGGAACAGGAGGCCCAAGCAAGCCUGAGGCAGCUCGAAGAGACACGGCAGAAAGCAGCACAGGCUCAGGUAGAAAUCCUACAGCGGUUCCAGAAGACACAGGAGACAUCCGCUUCACACAAGUCACACCGUAUACAUGAGGAUAUGGAACGUGAUUACCUCUCAUCUAUCAGUUCAAAUCAUACUUCUCUUACUGAACCGCCGAAAAGAUCCCGUGCGCACGCAACCAGAAAAAAAGGAUCACGUUCAGUCUCUCCCUCUUCUCAACCUAACAGCAGCUCAUCUAGUUCCAGAGAGCAUGUGCACAGCAACAGCAGUGCUCAAGAGAGCCCUCCACCUGCCUCUAUGGUGGAAGGAACCAUGACUCGCAGUGAACUAGACGAGAGCAUACAAGAAGAACUUAGAUCACCUGGGAGCGUGUCAAUACCAGAGGACAUCACCCCUUCCAUAAAGGAGAAAGAUACAAGCUCACCCCUUUCCGUGAAGGAAGAAGGAAUUGAGGAGUUAUCAUUCCGCUCAUUGCUCCCCUCCGAGUCCCAUCGAAGAGGCAGCUUGGAGAGACAGCGCAGCCAGCGGCAUGAAUCUGAUGAGGAAAGCACUCCGGACAAGGAACUGAGUGGCCCUUUUUCAAGUGGACAAGACAGCUUCUGGCGCUUUACCAUGGAGAUGGUGCGGCAAUACAUGCAGGAAGGAGAGAUGCGUUCAGCACAUCAGUCCGCCCUCCUCCGCUUACGACAGAAAGCUCUUAAGGAUAAGACCAAGGCAGAACUCGCAUGGCUGGAACAUCAAAAGAGGCGACUCAGAGAUAAGGGAGAAGAUGAUAAGAUGCCUCCGCUCAGGAAACGCCAGCGUGGUUUGUUAUUGAGACUACAGCAAGAACAGGCAGAAAUAAAACGCCUUCAGGAAGCAAACAAAGCUGCUCGUCGUGAACGACAACUCAUAUUAAAACAGCAAGAAGAAAUUCAGCGCAUCCAGAACAGCACCUUGAGACUGCAGGAGAAGCUGAAAUCUGCAGAAAGUGGGCAGCUGGAACUGCCCAGCGAGGGAGAUGUUCAGCCCAGUUCUUUAUCCAGCCGUUUGCCAUCUGAUGCUGAUAGCAGAAGCCAUUCUCCAGUAUCUGUAUCAGGCAGUGAAACCAGCAGCAUUAUGCAAAAACUAAGGAAAAUGCACAGCCACACGGAUGCCAAAGACAUCUGCCCUGUUCACUGCUUCUUCUCUGUCUUUACGCCCCAGCACUGGGCCUCUCUCAGUGUGUGCUUUCCCAAACUUCACCCCAAAUUCCAGCUCUAUAUCUGCCGCCAGCUGCUCAGGUUCUUGACCAAAAGGGAACAGCAACUCGUGCAGAGGAGAUUACAUGCCCAGGAACUGCUGGAGUGGAAAAGGAGGCUGGAUGCUGAAGAGCUAGAGAUUAGGCAAAUCGAGAAGCAGGCUCUGGCUGCAUGGGAAAGGCCUAGAUUAAAAACAAAAACUCCUACCCCAGACACAAGAGAGAGAAUAGAAGGAGAAAAAGAAAGCAGGGAAGAAUCUCCAAUCCCACUGAGUCCUCUAAUAAACAGCAAGACCUCGGCUAGUUCCAUACCUGAGUAUGUGCCCUCUGAGAGCAUUGAGCCAUCAACUGUACCUGAACAAAUAACGGAGCAAAGCGUGGAGCACAGCAGCAUCUCUGAAGACCUGGUAGAGUCUCCACCCAAUAAAGAGUCAACACGUAGAAGCAGCCUAUCUAUGGUGGCAGAGGUGGAAUCAAGCAAAAGCAGCCUGAAGACUGUGGGACAGCAACAAAUUCAGCUGCCGUUGAGACCUCAGCAGCUAUCACAUACGUGGUCUGAAGAAUCCUUAUCCGUGACACAUUCAGAAACUACCUCUGAUCAGAGCGAUAUAGAGGGCCGUGUCCGAGCCCUAAAGGAUGAGCUAAGGAAACGAAAAUCAAUUGUAGACAAUUUAAAAAAGGAGCAGAAGAGAAGGCAGAAAGAAAGGCUGAGGGCUCAGGAAGCCAUCUUACUUCAGCAGUUACAGUCAUAUGAUGAGUUUAUUAGGAAAACACAAGCCGAACUCAGUGGAGAACAAGGGACCACACCCAGUGCAAAAUAUGGCACUAAGGCAGCAAAUACCAGAGAAGUGAUACUUGCCCGGACUGACACUGCAAACAGGAUUGACAGUAAGUCACUUUUAGAGAAUGAUCAUCUUGUGGAAGACAGAGUACUCUCUGAUGGGAGCCGAAGCCAACAGAAGUCACCAAUCAACAUUAAGGAUAUUGAUGUAGAGAGUGUUAGUGAACAAUCUUUGCACACGACAGCUGCGAUAUCAACUGCUAAAAAGGAUGCUCUCUCUGAAGUUAAGUCUCUUCCUCAGUCACCCCAAUUAGGAGAUAUUUUGUUAAAGUCUUUACACAGCAGCCCAGAGUCUAGUAUCCAUUCAGAGGUACCAGAUGAGAUGUUGGAGACACAAAGCCAUUCAUCACUAUCUCCUUUGCCUCCUUUGAAUCUUAACUUGAGAAGUCCAACACCAGAAGAUAUCCUCUCUCCCCACAGAGAUGUCACAUACUCAGAGGAUUUUGAGUCAUCUUCCCCUAGGAAACCAUCAGUUUCUGAAACGCCCCGUGAGGAGUUGGAAUUUUCAUAUACUACCACACCUGGACGGGAUCUUCCUAGUGAAGGGUUUGUUGAACCUGUGGAAGAUGAUCAACACAGGUCUCAGAGCCCCCAUUCACAGAUAGCAUUGGUGAGCAACCCUCCCUCUCAAGAGCCUCCACAGUCUAGCAAUGUUAUUGAUCCCCUAUCUGGCUUUAUGGUCGGUGACAGAGUUCUAGUAAGUGGAGUACAGCCUGGCACAUUGAGAUUUAAAGGAGAAACUCUCUUUGCAGAAGGAAUAUGGGCAGGUGUAGAGCUGGACAAGCCAGAUGGCAACAAUGAUGGAUCACAUGGAGGCAACCGCUAUUUUACUUGCGCACUUCCACAUGGAAUAUUUGCUCCUCCUGUUAAGAUUGCUCGUCUUACGGAGGAGCAGUUUCUUCCUCACACAGACCACUGGUUCUUUGGAGAUAAAAAAGCUUAUGAACACAAGGAUGAGGCUGAUGGUUAUCUAAGCCCGUCAGUUCAUGUGGAAGUACCCAAAAUUCCAGAAAUAUCACUUUCUAAAAGCACAGAAUCUAGUAUCUCUGAAUUACUCAGCACAGCUCUGGAAGCAAAGGUUCCCCAGCCUGACUUGCAUGUUGACAUUCCUAUAGCUACUCAUAAUCUUGAGGAGCAGAACAAGAGGUCUUCAACCCCUCUUCUUAACCUGCUAAUCCAAGAAAGGAAUCAGGUACCCACUUACAGGGAGCCGUCACAAGAGGUGAGCACAAUAUCAGAGAGCCUUCUUCAAAUGUGCCUGAAGGACACUGUAAGCUACCUCCAAAACUUAAGAAAACAGCGAGCAGAGAAGAUUCGGCAGUGCAACCAAGAACUGAAAAAAAUUUCUGUUAGCCCUGACUUAAACAGAGAGAAUGAAAAGACUCCAAAUGAAGAUCUUCAGCCUCAAACACUUCCAUUUUUUGAAGAACAUGCUGACAUGGGUAAGAUAUCUCCUGAACCAAUCAGAAAUCUACUCCCUGUCUUGGAGGAACAAGACUGGUUUGAUGAGGAUUUUGGACUAAGUUCUCAAAGAGCUCAUCAGCAGAAGCUGGACCAUAUUCCAUUUACAGAGUCCUCACCAGAGCCAUGCCUGCUAGUUCCUCACCCAGAGCCUGCACCCCAGCCUGUGAUAGCUUUGCCCCAACCAGAGCCAUUUAUGGCAGUGCCCCACACUUCUUCUGAAGUGGAGCAGCUUGUGUGUCACGCGACUGACGAGCUAUGGAGAUGGAAACACACGGAUGGAGAUCUUCAGAACAUCCGGACAGUGUACAUCCAGGCUAAGGAAACUGAAGAGAGUCCAGCUAGUUGUUCCUACAGAGCCGUUGUGUUUGACCUUACAUUGAACAUAUUUGAUGAAAUUUGCUCACCAGACCCUAGGGGUUCCCAGCCUCUUUGGAAAAAAACAGUUCAAGUUUCUUCUUCCUAUGCCCGUCGCGUGAGGGACCCGCAAAACUUACAGGAAGUGAAGUCUUUUUUGAUAGAUGAGGUUCUAAAUCUCCUUAGUCUGAAGAAAGAGCAAAGUCAUAAAACAGACUGGCAGAGAAUGAUCAAGUUCGGGAGGAAGAAGAAAGAUCGAGUCGACCAUAUAUUGGUUCAGGAACUUCACGAGGAGGAGGCACAAUGGGUGAAUUACGACGAAGAUGAACUAUUUGUAAAGAUGCAGUUGGCAGAUGGGAUCUUUGAGGCCUUAAUCAGGGACACAGUUAAUGUCCUGCAACGCAUCCAGGAAAAGAGGAACAGCCCACUUUUAGUGUGACACAUUAAUACCCUUAUACACAGGAAAUCUACGUGGCCACAGUGUACCAGAGCUCUCCCUACAUAGAAGGGCAUAGCUGGUGCUUACAAGGAUGAAGUGCUUGGUGUUGAGGAGCCCAAGUCCUCCGUUUGAAAGAGAAGCAUGCAAGCUCAGCCGAGGAGCGGUACUGUCCCUCCUUUACCGACCUUUAAGUCCAAGGCUCAGUUUGUGUUUAACAUGCAGGGAUGCUUCCUUUACACUUGAACAUUUUUUUUAUUUUAACUUAUUUACAGAUUUAUGUAUUACAAGAUAGGGGAUAUAGUGAGCCUCUGUAUGGGGGGUGUACCCAGUCUGAUGCAGUGACAUUGGUCGGUCUUCAAUGAGGCUAUAGAAUUGCAUCAGUGCAGAAUAAUGCUGGAGAGUUGUACUUUGUUUAUAAAAAAAAAAAAAGCAUUAACUUAGCAUGAACAUUUCCGAGGCAGGGCGUGUACCGCUGCCUCCGCAAGUGUCCUUAACUUCUUGCAAUACUUGAAAUGUUGGACUUACAGGGCCUUUUCUGGGCAAUUAUCUACCCAAAUAAGAGCUUUGUAUUGAGACUCUAGGAUUGGAAGAUGUUUUUAUUGUAAUCUGUUAAUUGUUGUGUAAUCAAAUUACCAUUUAGAAAAAGGGUGAUACCCAUAGUAGCUCAGCGUAAACCUAAUAAUUUAUUUAAUUAGCACUAACACCUGACAUUCAUUUUAUGUAGAAUAGGGUCCUAUGGAUCUUAAAAUCUGCACAAGACGCAUGCGAAGUUGCACAUCUUUGUUUUCAACUAGGCAACAGUUAUCUUGAAACUGCAGUUUUCUAAAAGCAAAUGUGACUUAAUUUGAGUCUCGUUCCUGAGCAUUUCAAGAUAAGCACUUAGCCUCACUCCACACAUUUCAAGCUGUGUGAUUCAACAGUAUAGAUAGUUUUCAUUUAGUUUACAAUUGGUCGGACAUUGACCCACAGAAAAUACAGCUACCUCCAUGUUACCAUUUUGUAUUAAUACCAACAAAUAGUAGUUGGCAUGUGAGGGUAUCUCUGAUUUCAGAGGAUAAUGAUGUGUGGUCCGUGGAAUUUUUAUUUUUUAUAAUGUUCUCAAUUUUCAGCUAAAGGGCAAUUUAUUUAUUGAAGCUAGACAUGCAGACGAUGUGCUGCUAAGGUUUUCUAAUUCCAGCAAGUAGUAUGCUGUGAUGUAAAUACUACAUCUAGUCUAGCUAAAAGGUUUUGCAAGGAACAUGCUGGUGUAGUCUGUGUUACUUGGAGCACAGCCAAAUAACCUGGCUCACAUUUUUGUUGAACAAAGCCUUAUUGGCUUUGACACAUAAUUUAUACUUAAACUUGUAUAAAUGUACUUUUAUUGUCAGAUUUUUUUAAUUUAUUACCAUUGCAGCACAAUGUUUUACAUGUCUCGGUGAAGAAAGCGAUAGGCACAGAAUGCUUUGGAGUUGUCGCAGCACACAACAGGCUAGUCCAUAAUAAUCCAUACUAACACUUUGCUGACAGAGUGCUUGCUCUACAGAUCUAUUCAGUGAUCUGUGGCAAGUGUUACUUGAUCUUCCCAACUCACUCCAAUGAUUUGUGCAUUUUCAGAAUCAUGUACUUGUUGCCGGAAGUGCUGCACUUUAAAGGUUCCGGUCUCUAUACCCCUGUGAUUUACCUCCAGGAAACUGUAAUUAAACUCUACGCUGUAAAUAAAUAUUGAUUUGUACAUGA
Messenger RNA from Bombina bombina (fire-bellied toad), 10198 nucleotides. It is a transcript of the gene CEP350, whose product is annotated as centrosomal protein 350. The record is from RefSeq and is a predicted model, not a curated record. Gene Ontology annotation, biological process: microtubule anchoring. Gene Ontology annotation, cellular component: centrosome. Lineage: Eukaryota; Metazoa; Chordata; Amphibia; Anura; Bombinatoridae. The coding region runs from base 254 to 8482 and encodes 2742 amino acids. Gene Ontology annotation, molecular function: microtubule binding. The transcript is spliced from 40 exons.